AUGGAAGAUCUUCAACAAGCUCCUGAGCUCAAGGACCGGAGUUCCUUCGAGCGCCAUCUCGACAGCUCUUGGCAGGACUUCCGGCAGCAACUGCUUGACGCUUAUGUCGCAUCGCAGUCCUCGGGACUUUCCACGGAGGUGCGAGUAGAGAAGUCAGCAGAGGCCCCAACAGAGGCCCCAACAGAGGCAACAGGGCAGCCGAGCCACGAAGAACCUGCGGCUGACGAUGCUGGCGAAGUACCGGCGAAGCAACGCCGCUGGAGUGAAAUCGAGGAGUAUACUCUGACCUGCCCCUUUCUGAAGAGUGGGCUGCACGGCUUAAGCCCCAAAGAGAUGGAGUCGGUCCGAAAUCGGCUCAGGUUGCGCCUGGGGAUUUUGAGCUCCAAGCAGCUUGUCUCCGGUCGGAUCUUGAGGGAUGCUGUUCAGGCACUCGGCCUCACGAUAUACGGCGAGGAGGACAUGAACGAGUUCGUGAACCUUCUUGGCGACUUCAUCAGUCUGAAGUUCCGCCUGGUCCAGAAGCCAAGGGGAAGCCAAAGUUCUCUGUCCUCCCUGAACUCCUUGUUCAGCUUCGGGGAGACUUCCUCCACAGAUGUUGCAAAGCUUGGCAAGCCCACAUGGAGCUGGCCUACAGCAGAUAAGGUUAGUGGGUACGCUGGUCACGAACGAAAGGGCGGCGACUUUGAAUACAACUGCGUCCCAGCAGUCCCGUUGCUGGAGAUCUUCCUUUCGCAGGAGUCAGAGGUGCACAAGCACAUCUUCGGGUACAAAUUCAACCAGUACAGGGCCAUUCGAGAGAUUCUGCUGGCAGGGGAUACGAACCGCUUGGUGGCAGAGUUGACCUUUGUCAGAAUUAACGACCUGGCCACUCCUCCUGAGCCAAUGCAUCCCAUCAUGUACCUCGAGCCCUUCGUUGCUCUCAUCAUUUUCGCCAACGGCGUCAUGGUCGGCUUCCAAACUGACCCGCAGUACAAGGAUUGGCCAGGCUGGAUCUACGUGGAGAUAGUCUUCGCAAUGUUCCUGGUCGCAGAGAUCUGCUUUCGCCUUUGUGUGCUUCGCUGUGGCGCCUAUUGGUGUGGGGGUGAUCGCUGGUGGAACAUCUUCGAUGUUUUCCUUGUGGCGACGAGUUUGGCGGAUGUCGCUUUGCAGUUGGCAGGCUUUGCGUCGGACCUCGAGGGCACAUCCCUGCUUCGCUUCUGCCGGCUGAUCCGCCUCAUCCGUAUCGUCAAGGUUUUUCGAGUGAAGGCUAUGAGGGAACUGCGCCUGAUGGUGAAGGGCUUGCUGGCAGGCAUCCGAACCCUGUCUCUUGCCUUCGUGCUGCUGUUCGCAGUCCUCUACGUUAUCGCAGGCUUCGCUACUAUGACCAUCGGGAACGCAGAGCGAACCGAAGAGAUUGGUCUUGGGAACUACUUCUACAACAUCCCAACAUCCAUGUUCACAGCCUUCCGGUGUUUUACAGGUGAGUGCAUCAGUGAUGAUGGCCGGCCUCUCCAAUCCCUACUCGCUGCUGAGUAUGGCGUCAUCUUUGUUGCUGGCUACGUCGCAAGCUACAUGCUGGUAGCCAUGGGCAUCUUCAAUGUAAUCCUAGCAGUCUACGUGGAUAUCACCAUGAAAGCGGCGAAGGAGAACGAUGCUGUCAGCGCCGAGCAGCACGCGCGGGAGUCCAUCCGGGUCGCCAGGACGACACGGGAGCUUCUCAAGAUCUUCAGUGCAGCGUACCACUCUUUCCGGGACAACAGUGCCGAAGAUCAGGUUCUGAAAUAUCCAUCUGCCGCUACUUUCGCGGAGGACGGCAUGCACGACCAGGUGGCCAUUACCAAGGAGCUUUUCUUGUUGGUGAUCCAGGACAGAAAAGUUCAGCAGCUGAUGGAUGACCUUGAUCUGCCGCCGGAUCGCGCCAACCUGUUCGAGAUGUUGGAUGCCGAUGGUAGUGGGACUUUGCAGACCACGGAGCUGCUCCAGGGCCUGUUGAAGAUCCGCGGAGAGGUGAACAAGAGCGACACAGUAGCGUCACUCUUAGCCACAAAGGCUGUUCAAAACUUGGUCAGCGACGUGAAGGACCAGAACUCCCAGCUGCUCGAGGCGCUGAGGCAGAGCAGCUCCCAGCUCGCUGCUGUUCGGAAAGAGCUGGUUGCAAUGAUGCGGGACGGCGGCAGAACAUCACGGGACCCUUCGUCGGACCGGGACCGUGCUUGCCCCUCCCCCUCUGGCAUAUCCAGCAAGCUCCUAAACGUUCAGGUGCCGGGACGUCCCGGGUCGCCCUGUCAGAUCGAGCAUGCACCGCCUUUCUGA
Symbiodinium necroappetens is the source of this 2292-nucleotide messenger RNA. Lineage: Eukaryota; Dinophyceae; Suessiales; Symbiodiniaceae. The record is from the annotation of a GenBank genome assembly.